Acanthochromis polyacanthus (spiny chromis) is the source of this 1698-nucleotide messenger RNA. It is a transcript of the gene tnnt2b, whose product is annotated as troponin T type 2b (cardiac). The record is from RefSeq and is a predicted model, not a curated record. Gene Ontology annotation, cellular component: troponin complex. Gene Ontology annotation, molecular function: tropomyosin binding; troponin C binding; troponin I binding. The coding region runs from base 538 to 1383 and encodes 281 amino acids. Lineage: Eukaryota; Metazoa; Chordata; Actinopteri; Pomacentridae. The transcript is spliced from 11 exons. Gene Ontology annotation, biological process: cardiac muscle contraction; sarcomere organization; regulation of muscle contraction.
UUUUGGAAGAUUUACAUUCAGUUUUUGAAAAUAUUCACAAGAAUUUUCUUGCCUCAUUUGGGUGAUUUUUUAUAAAAUAAAACUUUUAGGGGAUUAUUGGAAUUUUCUUCCUGAAGAUUUUACAAAUUUUCAGAAAUUUGGGGAAUUUAUUUGCUGAUUUUUUGGAUUUCUUUUCAGACAAGGAAACAAUAUUUGUUGGUGCCUGUAAAGGAAGACCAAAAUCCAGCAAAUUUCACAGGAUUUUUUUUUUUGUGAAUGCUCUUAAAGAAACAUUUAGAUUUAUUAUUAAUUAUUAUUAUUAUUAUUUAUUUUUAUUAUUGUUAUUUAUUUAUUUAUUUUUACUUUAUUUCCACCAAAAAAUGUUCAAAAAUUCCCCCAAAAUGUUGGACAACACAAGGGUUAAAUAUAAAAAAAAAGCUGAUUAUGAGUAGAAUAUUUGUGACUUUGCUUCAGUUUUCUGUUGCCUUUCCUGAUUAAAACACUGCGUAAUGAAAUCGGUUCAUUCUUUUUGAACGACCCUGUAGUUUACUGGCUGUGAUGCUGCAAACAGAUGACAGAAAACGUGAAAAAAAAUGCACGUUUGUUGUGAUUAUGCUGCAUGAAUGUAGAUUAGAAAAGCCACGCCGUUAUUGUGAAGCUCAUUGUAUUCCUCUGCUCUCUGCCUCUAUGUGGUGUGAAGGAGAGGAAGAUAUUGUUGAUGCUGGAGAAGAUAAUGAAGGAGAGGACGCAAAGCCCAAGCAAAAGGCUGGAUUCGUGGCCGGUUUGGCAGCUCCAAAGAUCCCAGACGGUGAAAAAGUGGACUUUGAUGAUAUUCAGAGGAAACGAAUGGAAAAGGACCUCAUAGAGCUCAAGAGUCUGAUCGAAGCUCACUUUGAGAAGCGUAAGAAGGAGGAAGAAGAGCUUGUUCACCUCACAGUUCGCAUUGAGAAACGCAGGUCUGAGAGAGCAGAGCAGAUGAAGAUCAGAGCAGAGAGAGAAAGAGAACGGCAGAACAGACUAGCUGAAGAGAAAGCAAGAAAAGAAGAAGAAGAAGCCAAGAAGAAGGCAGAUGAUGAUGCAAGGAAGAAGAUGAUCCUGUCCAACCUGAGCUUCACUGGAUACAAGACACAGACCGGAGCGAAAAGACAAACAGAGAGAGAAAAGAAGAGGAAGAUCCUCAACGAUCGACGCAAGGAGCUGAACAUUGAUCACCUGAAAGAAGAAAAACUCAAGGAGAAAGCUAAGGAAAUGUGGGAAUGGAUGCGCCAGCUAGAGGCGGAGAAGUUUGACUUUCAGGAUAAGUUCACAAAGCAGAAGUACGAGAUCACCGUGCUGAGGAAUCGAGUCUCUGACCAUCAGAAAAUUACAAAGGGUACGAGGAGCAAGCGGGGCCUCAGGAAGUAACAUCUGCCACCGACUGGAGGAAAACUGGCACGAUCCGGCCUCCAUGAGUUACUGAGAGUAAUCUGAAGUGCAUAAUAAUGCUUUCUAACUACUUGAAUACGCAAGAACAAAACGGCAUGCUCUUAAAAUGUCACCUGUGUGGACGUCUAACAGGUCGUGAUAUCUGGCAGAUCGACUGAUACUUAAUCUUGUGUAACCUUUUCAUUUCAACCUAAAUUCAUGUCCUGACUUUUGGAAGAGUCAAAGUUAAGAUUAAGAGGUUCUUGUGUGUUGGAUUUUGUGAUUUUAAAGGAUAAAAAAUGACUUUCAAAUAAA